AGAAGUGGGUUGUUUUGUCUGCUCGCGGAUUUCAAAAUCGAGCUACUCUCCCAGAAGUUUUCUUGCACUUUCUCGGCAGAAUUCCCGGAAAAGCCGUCGAUCAGUGGUGGGAGAUGGUCAGGAAAGAGGAUGUGGAUUUCUACUGUAGUUUUUCGCGUAAAGAGCUUCAAGGUUUAUGCAAGAAAUAUAAUUUACCAGCUAAUAGGUCAACUGCGGAUAUGGCUGAAUCAUUGGCUUCUCAUUUUGAGACAAAGAGUCUGAGCUCAGGCGCCUUUGGAGUUGGCAGGAUCCAAGGCGCUGCAUCAGGAGCACCAGCAAAAGGAAAAAUGGAUGCGGAAAAAGACUAUAAUGGUAGUAAAUUGGAAAUGAUUGGAGGGGAUCAUUCUCAAACUACAGUAGCUGGAGGAACAGGCUUUACCCCUGGGCAUAAAGCACAUUACCAGGACGUACAUGGCGCUCUGAUUGAAUCUGCAUAUAUUCCCCAAUUCACUAAGAAUUUGAAAAAGGGUCCAAAGGCAAAUUCCAGGAAGGAUUUUCUUCAGAGAACAGAAUGUCGUUUAGAAAAUCAAACAGGAGAGGUAAACACUGGUGAAUGUCCUCAAGAAACUUCGUUUCCAGGAUGCUCUACGUUUUCCAGUUCGUCUUCGUUCGAGUUUCAUGUCAGUUCGGAAAAGGGUAUUAACCUUUCAGUUGAUUUGAAUUUUAACCCAUCAGACUGGAUCACUAGUAUGAGAAAUGAGGUCUGUAUAUGGAAUAGCAUGCGUUCCAAGAAAUCCCGAAGUUCUGAUCAGGACACCGAUGACCUUACAGAGAGUGAGAAACAGAAAAAUCAGUCGCCACAUCCUGGCCUCGCCCAGGAUUUGUGUUCAAGCCACACAGUGAAAGAAGCCUUUGCAAGCCCACUCAUGAAAGACAAUGGUCAAAUACCAUCUGAUCAUCAGUCUAGCGGCGAAGGCUCUUUAACGCCAUUUGUGAUAGAGCCAUGCAGCAGAAAAAGGGAUGCCUUGGACAAGUAUAAGAAAGAAGAAAGGCAUAAUCUGUUCAUACCUGAAUCUUCAGCACUUGGCCAGAUUGUCUCUUGUGCUGAAUCGUGUAGUAAGAGCUACUGUGUGGUUUCUCUUGAUUUGGACCGUGUUAACUCUCCUGGAAGAAACCUGGCAAGCGAUUCUGGUACGAUUUCCACAGAAUGUCCAAUCACUCUUGAUACACAAGAAAAUCUGACUGGUGACCUCCCCAAUAAAAGUUCAGAGAGUCCAUCCCCAGGAAGUCCUCAAAAAGUUGGAAACUCACGUAGUGGUACUCCUAUAUCUCCAGGAAUAGAUGGUUCUGAAACGUCAUCAUCAGAAGCAAAGCCCUACAGGCUGAACCCAUCAUGUUCACCUUGUAAGAACAGUAGAUCCCCGGAUUUAUCUGAAUCAAAGCUCAUCAAAGAUGCAGAGUCAAAAGGGUAUUCAAAAUUAAUCUUCCAGUACAAUGCAGGCAAGAACUGUUUGGCAUCAAAUGUGGUGGAGAAGGAAAAGAGCGAAACCAUUAGUGGGCAGGAGCGCUCAGGGUUACUUGUUUGAAUAGUGUAGCAUUCCAUAUAUGGAAUUUUAUUUUUUGAAGUGAUAGAAGAAUGUGUAUUUACUUCCUUCAAGAUUUUCUCCGAGUCACUCUUGGUAAAAAUCUGAAUGGAAGUAGAAAACCUGUUGGUGAGCUUUUGGAGGAAACUGAAUUUGCUUGCUCCAAGGAUUCAUUUGCGGCCAAAGGAAACAAGUUAUUUUUGUUCUUCAAUUGUGGUUGAGUCAUCAAGUUCACUCGGAUCACUGCUGAAGCAUUAUAUUGAGUACCAAAGGGUUUUGCCAUGGUGAAGCCUGAAGUCAGUGUGCUAAACGCAGAAAGCCAUGGAGAGUUUAUUCUUUGGCGAGGAGAGUUUCGUGCCUAUCGGGAAGCAGCUGACAAUAACUUUGUUGCAUGUACCAUAACAUUGAAUGGGAGCAAUGUUCUUCCUGUAUAAAAGAAUGGCAUACAACCCAAAAUAAGAUGGGAUUCGAACCCGGGGCAUAGGAGAGCACUUUGUGCUCCCACGCCACCGGACCACCACAUCUGGGCGGGUAUGUGAAAAUUUUACCAGUCUUCCAUGUUAAGCAUUGUACAGAAACAUAGUUUGUUCUUUUAGAUCACACUAUUACUUAUGAUGUAGCAUAAACAUGUCAUGAGAAGAGAAGCCUUUGGUCAUUGUCCGAGGAAGGAACUCAGGCCAUGGGACAUUGUGUAUGGAAUUCGGAGGCACAAAAUGGGCAAGAAUUGGGUAAUAUUUUGGAAAAAAGCUGAGGAGAGAGGCGUGAUGGAGGCUGG
This is a messenger RNA of Tarenaya hassleriana, 2337 nucleotides long. RefSeq lists its product as uncharacterized. NCBI's taxonomy places the organism in Eukaryota, Viridiplantae, Streptophyta, Magnoliopsida, Brassicales, Cleomaceae. The record is from RefSeq and is a predicted model, not a curated record. The transcript is spliced from 10 exons. The coding region runs from base 114 to 1565 and encodes 483 amino acids.